Erythranthe guttata (spotted monkey flower) is the source of this 1945-nucleotide messenger RNA. The record is from RefSeq and is a predicted model, not a curated record. NCBI's taxonomy places the organism in Eukaryota, Viridiplantae, Streptophyta, Magnoliopsida, Lamiales, Phrymaceae.
AAUUAAUUUGAUUAAGGGUAAAUAUGUCCAAAUAAAAAAGUUGCAACGACUAAAUUUGAGCGCCAACAGAUUCACGAACGAGUUACCAUCUUCACUCGGUAACUUGACUUUGUUGAACACGCUAUACUUGACGAGAAACAACAUAUCGGGAAGUGUACCUCCGAGCCUCGUUAACUGUGUCAAUUUGUUAGAGUUGGAUUUUUCUCGUAACAAUCUUAGCGGUCCGAUUCCGAAAGAACUGAUGAGUCUUUCUUCGCUUUCUGUCGCCGUCGACUUGUCCGACAACGCUUUCUCGGGUUCUAUUCCAGCCGAAAUCGGUUCUUUGAGAAACCUCGCUUGGUUAGAUUUGUCCAACAAUAGAUUAUCCGGACUUUUCCCGAACACUAUAAGCAGCUGCACAAACUUGCAGUGGCUUUACGUCGAGAAUAAUUCGUUUUACGGAGAAAUACCUCAGGGCAUGAGUGAUUUGAGAGGCUUACUAGAGUUGGAACUAUCGACGAAUAACUUUUCGGGACCGAUCCCGAGAUUCUUGGCAGAGAUUCCUCUACAACUGUUGAAUAUUUCGUUCAAUAGACUUCAAGGGCCUGUCCCGAAUGACGGGAUUUUUCGUAACCAGAGUGCGUUUUCAGUCGAAGGGAAUGCUGACUUAUGUGGCGGCAUUCCCGAGCUGAAACUUCCUCCUUGCCCGUCAAAAAAUCCCGAGACGAAGAAAAACUCUUCUGUUUCAUUGAAAGUCUUGAUCCCGAUUGUAGUUUCUGGUGCCGUAUUCGUCUCUCUCGUAGUGUGCUGGUACAUACUCGUUCGACGGAAGAAAAAGUCGAUAAAGAACCUAUACGUGUCGUCGUUCGAGAGCAAGUUUCGGAGACUUUCUUACGCAGACCUUUUAAGAGCAACGAGUGGAUUCUCCGAGGCUAACAUUGUCGGAAACGGAAGAUUCAGCACCGUGUACAAAGGAAUUCUCGACGAUGGAGAAACGACGGUAGCAGUUAAAGUACUCAAUCUCCGAGUCAGAGGAGCGGUCAAAAGUUUCGAAUCGGAGUGCAAAGCGCUGCGAGUUGCUCGACACCGAAAUCUUUUGAAGAUACUAUCUAUCUCUGUGAGCAUCGACUUCCAAAUGAACGAUUUUAUGGCGUUGAUAUUUCGGUUCAAGGCGAACGGAAGCUUGGAGGAGUGGUUGCAUCAGAGUAUAAGGUAUAUUCCGUUGAUGAAGAGGGUGGAUAUUGCGAUCGACAUUGCGUCUGCGGUCGAGUAUUUGCAUAACGGAACUGGUUCGAAAUCGGCUAUAGUCCACGGCGAUUUAAAGCCGAGUAACGUACUAUUGGACGAUGAUAUGACUGCGCACGUCGGUGACUUUGGAUUGGCGAAAGUGAUUUCCGAUAUUUCGACUAACUUUGCAGCAGACGAGAGCGCUUCUUCGAUUGCAGUAAAAGGGACCAUAGGCUAUAUUGCACCAGAAUACGGAAUGUCUGGUGUAAUUUCGACACAAGGGGAUGUGUAUAGCUACGGUGUACUCUUGCUGGAGAUGUUCACAAACGUACGGCCGACGAGCGAUGCAUUGUCAUCAAACGAUCAAAAUCUUCAUAGUUAUGUUAGGAAUUGCUUACCGAAUAGAUCGAUUGAGGUUUUGGAUCCGUUCGUAGUGCUAAACGAAGGCGACACGUUCAGCACUAGUGUUAUGAACUGUGUGGCUUCUGUAUUUGGAAUUGGAGUCGCGUGUUCGAGAGAGCAUGCACAUGAUCGGAUAUCGAUGGCGGACGUUGUUAUCGAACUCAAACGAAUUAAGGCUAGCGCUUGUUCGAAUCGAGGAUUGUUGAACUAGUUAUUAUCUUUUAUUUUCUUUCUAUAUUGGUCAAGAUUUAAAUUGAGGAAAUUACAGUUUGUAUUCAUCGAGUUUGUACUGAUUUCACAUUUGGUCCUCAACGUUCAUGAAAAACAUAUUUGGUCC